Messenger RNA from Racocetra persica, 440 nucleotides. NCBI's taxonomy places the organism in Eukaryota, Fungi, Glomeromycota, Glomeromycetes, Diversisporales, Gigasporaceae. The record is from the annotation of a GenBank genome assembly.
UUGAUCCAAGAUGGAAAAUCAGAUUUGGUUUAGAUUUAAAACUUGAAGAUUCUUUAGCAGCUUGUUUAGUAGAUCAAUAUCCUACUAGAACUCCAAUAGAUAUCACUGCAGAAAAUUUGUCUAAAAAAAUAACAUUACUCGUGAACAAGCUGAUAACUGAUGCUGCUGGGUGUUUUUCUGAUGAGAUAACACCAGUUGAAGUCAAAACAAAAAAAGAUCUUGCAUUAUUUUCUAGAAAUGAAUAUCCAUUUAGUGAAGAUGCUGUAAAAGAACAUGAAAUAGUUUCUUUAGCACGUAUUGUUAGUUACUCUGUAACUGGUAUAGAAUCUAUUAUUAUGGGAAUAGGUCCGGUACUGGCAAUUAAAGAAGCAUUAAAAAGAGCCAAUCUUAAACUUUCAGAUAUUGGGCUGGUGGAAGUCAAUAAGGCCUUUGCUUCUUAA